AUGGAUGUGUACCGUGCAAGUUAUUGACUACACAACUCCUUCAUAAAACCCCCCUCCCUUCCCAUCACCAAACCACAACCAUCCAAUCAGAAACACAUGAAGGAAGAAGAACAUCAAAACGAAUUAGUUCAGACUCCCAAACAGAGAGCGGAAAAUUGCUUCCGUUGCAAUGUAUUCGCGUUUCUCAUCCCACUCUUGGAGGUUAUCAAGGUGGUUGCUGCUCCCGUUGCCUCCGUGAUCUUUAUAGGCAUCGCCGGGAUAAUACUCGCCGGUUCAGCCGUGGCAUUAGCUGUAUCCAUGCCGCUUUUCAUCAUAUUCAGUCCGGUUCUCUUACCUGCCACUAUAGCCACUACUCUCGCAUUCACUGGGAUCGGCGCAAUUAUCGCAUUCAAAGUGACUGCCGUGGGUCUCAUCAUAUGGCUCAUCAAGCAUAGGAUGGGAGUAAAGCCAGAGCAUAAUCCACCUCCACGAGGAGCUCCGCCAACCGGAAGUGUACCUAGUGGUGGAAUCUCACCAAUUAGUGGAGGUUUACCAAGCGUUGGAAUUUCAUCUAAUAGUAGAAAUUCAUCUAAUGGUGUAAGUUCAUCUAAAACUAGAAGUAAACACAAAGGUAAAAGCACAAUUUUGGAUAAAGUUAAAUCCAAAAUAAAAAAUAAAUUAAAAGGUAAAAAUGGCUCCUCUAGAGGUGGAAGUGCACCUAGUGGUGGAAUCUCACCAAUUAGUGGAGGUUCACCAAACGGUGGAAAUUCACCUAAUAAUGGAAAUUCAUCUAGCGGUGUAAGUUCAUCUAAGGCUGGAAGUAAACACAAAGGUAAAAGAAUAAUUUUGGAUAAAAUUAAAUCUAAGAUUAAAAGCAAAUUGAAAGAUAAGAAUGACUCUUCUAGUGGUGGAAUUUCAUCAAUAAGUGGAGGUUCACCAAGCGGUAGAAGUUCACCUAGUAGUAGAAAUUCAUCAAGCGGUGUAAGUUCACCUAAGGCUAGAAGUAAACACAAGAGCAAAAACACAAUUUUAGAUAAAGUUAAAUCCAAGAUUAAAAGAAAAUUGAAAGAUAAAAGUAGCUCCUCUAGUGGUGGAAGCUCAUCAAUAAGUGGAGGUUCACCAAGCGGUGGAAUUUCAUCUAGUAGUGAAAAUUCAUCAAGCGGUGUAAGUUCACCUAAGGCUGAAAGAAAAGACAACAGCAAAAAAACAAUUUUAGAUAAAGUUAAAUCAAAGAUUAAUAACAAAUUGAAAGGUAAAAGUAGCUCUUCUAGUGGUGGAAGUUCACCAAAUAGUGGAAGUUCACCAAAUGGUGGAAAUUCAUCUAGCGGUGCAAUUUCAACUAAGGCUGGAAGUAAACACAAGGGUAAAAGCACAAUUUUGGAUAAAGUUAAAUCUAAGAUUAAAAAUAAAUUAAAAGGUAAGAGUGGCUCUUCUAGUGGUGGAAGUGCACCUAGUGGUGGAAGCUCACCAAUUAGUGGAGGUUCACCAAGCGGUGCAAGUUCACCUAGUAGUGGAAAUUCAUCUAGCGGUGCAAGUUUAUCUAAGGCUGAAAGUAAACACAAAGGUCAAAAAACAAUUUUGGAUAAAGUUAAAUCCAAGAUUAAAAGCAAAUUGAAAGGUAAGAGUAACUCUUCUAGUGGUGGAAGUUCACCAAAUAGUGGAAGUUCACCAAGUAGUGGAAAUUCAUCUAGCGGUGCAAUUUCACCGAAUACUGGAAGUAAACACAAGGGUAAAAACACAAUUUUGGAUAAAGUUAAAUCUAAGAUUAAAAAUAAAUUAAAAGGUAAGAGUGGCUCUUCUAGCGGUGGAAGUGCACCUAGUGGUGGAAGCUCACCAAUUAGUGGAGGUUCACCAAGUGGUGCAAGUUCACCUAGUAGUGGAAAUUCAUCUAGCAGUGCAAGUUCAUCUAAGGCUGAAAGUAAACACAAAGGUCAAAAAACAAUUUUGGAUAAAGUUAAAUCCAAAAUUAAAAGCAAAUUGAAAGGUAAGAGUGGAUCUUCUAGUGGUGGAAAUUCACCAAUUAGUGGAAGUUCACAAAGAGGUGAAAGUUCACAGAGUAGUGGAAAUUCAUCUAGCGGUGCAAGUUCACCAAAAGGUGAAAGUAAACACAAAGGUAAAAGCUUAAUUUUGGAUAAAGUUAAAUCCAAGAUUAAAAAUAAAUUAAAACGUAAGAGUGGCUCAGCUAGUGGUAGAAGUGCACAUAGUGGUGGAAGCUCGCCAAUUAGUGGAGGUUCACCAAGCGAUGAAAGUUCACCUAAUAGUGAAAAUUCAUCUAGCGGUGCAAGUUCAUCUAAGGCUGGAAGUAAACACAAAAGUAAAAGAAUAAUUUUGGAUAAACUUAAAUCCAAGAUUAAAAGCAAAUUGAAAGGUAUGAGUGGCUCUUCUAGUGGUGGAAGUUCACCAAAUAGUGGAAGUUUACCAAGUGGUGGAAAUUCAUCUAGCGGUGCAAUUUCACCUAAGGCUAGAAGUAAACACAAGGGUAAAAGCACAAUUUUGGAUAAAGUUAAAUCUAAGAUUAAAAAUAAAUUAAAAGGUAAAAGUGGCUUUUCCAGUGGUGGAAGUGCACUUAGUGGUGGAAGCUCACCAAUUAGUGGAAGUUCACCAAGCGGUGCAAGUUCACCUAGUAGUGGAAAUUCAUCUACCGGUGCACGUUCAGCUAAGGCCGGAAGUAAACACAAAGGUAAAAAAACAAUUUUGGAUAAAAUUAAAUCCAAAAUUAAAAGCAAACUGAAAGGUAAAAGUGGCUCUUCUAGUGGUGGAAAUUCACCAAUUAGUGGAAGUUCACAAAGCGGUGAAAGUUCACAUAAUAGUGGAAAUUCAUCUAGCGGUGCAAGUUCACCUAAGGGUGGAAGUAAACACAAAGGUAAAAGCACAAUUUUGGAUAAAGUUAAAUCCAAGAUUAAAAAUAAAUUAAGAGGUAAGAGUGGCUCCUCUAGUGGUGGAAGUUUACCAAGCGGUGCAAGUUCACCUAGUAGUGGAAAUUCAUCUAAUGGUGCAAGUUCAUCUAAGGCUGGAAGUAAACACAAAGGUAAAAAAACAAUUUUGGAUAAAGUUAAAUCCAAGAUUAAAAGCAAAUUGAAAGGUAAGAGUGGCUCUUCUAGUGGUGGAAGCUCAUCAAUAAGUGGAGGUUCACCUAGCAGUGGAAGUUCACCUAAUAGUGGAAAUUCAUCGAGUGGUGUAAGUUCACCUAAGGCUGGAAGUAAACACAAGAGCAAAAGCACAAUUUUAGAUAAAGUUAAAUCCAAAAUUAAAAGCAAAUUGAAAGGUAAAAGUGGCUUCUCUAGUGGUGGAAGCUCAUCAAUAAGCGGAGGUUCACCAAGCGGUGGAAGUUCACCUAGUAGUGGAAAUUCAUCAAGCGGUGUAAGUUCACCUAAGGUUGGAAGUAAAAAAACAAUUUUGGAUAAAGUUAAAUCCAAGAUUAAAAGCAAAUUGAAAAGUAAGAGUGACUCUUCUAGUGGUGGAAAUUCACCAAUUAAUGGAAGUUCACAAAGCGGUGAAAGUUCACAUAGUAGUGGAAAUUCAUCUAGCGGUACAAGUUCACCUAAGGGUGGAAGUAAACACAAAGGUAAACGCACAAUUUUGGAUAAAGUUAAAUCAAAGAUUAAAAGCAAAUUGAAAGGUAAGAGUGGCGCUUCUAGUGGUGGAAGCUCAUCAAUAAGUAGAGGUUCACCAAGCGGUGGAAGUUCACCUAGUAGUGGAAAUUCAUCAAGCGGUGUAAGUUCACCUAAGGCUGGAAGUAAACACAAGAGCAAAAGUACAAUUUUAGAUAAAGUUAAAUCUAAAAUUAAAAGCAAAUUGAAAGGUAAGAAUGGCUCCUCUAGUGGUGGAAGCUCAUCAAUAAGCGGAGGUUCACCAAGUGGUGGAAGUUCACCUACUAGUGAAAAUUCAUCAAGCGGUGUAAGUUCACCUAAGAAUGGAAGUAAACACACGGGUAAAAGCACAAUUUUGGAUAAAGUUAAAUCUAAGAUUAAAAAUAAAUUAAAAGGUAAGAGUGGCUCUUCCAGUGGUGGAAGUGCACCUAGUGGUGAAAGCUCACCAAUUAGUGGAGGUUCACCAAGCGGUUCAAGUUCACCUAGUAGUGGAAAUUCAUCUACCGGUGCAAGUUCAUCUAAGGCUGGAAGUAAACACAAAGGUAAAAAAACAAUUUUGGAUAAAGUUAAAUCCAAGAUUAAAAGCAAAUUGAAAGAUAAGAGUGGCUCUUCUAGUGGUGGAAGCUCAUCAAUAAGUGGAGGUUCACCAAGCGGUGGAAAUUCAUCAAGCAGUGUAAGUUCACCUAAGGCUGAAAGAAAGCACAAGAGAAAAAACACAAUUUUAGAUAAAGUUAAAUCCAAAAUUAAAAGCAAAUUGAAAGGUAAGAGUGGCUCUUCUAGUGGUGGAAGUUCACUAAAUAGUGGAAGUUCACCAAGUGGUGGAAGUUCACCUAGUAGUGAAAAUUCAUCUAGCGGUGCAUAUUCACCUAAGACUGGAAGUAAACACAAGGAUAAAAACAAAAUUUUGGAUAGAAUUAAAUCCAAGAUUAAAAAUAAAUUAAAAGGUAAGAGUGGCUCUUCUAGUGGUGGAAGCUCACCAAUUAGUGGAGGUUCACCAAGCGGUAUAAGUUCACCUAGUAGUGGAAAUUCAUCUAGCGGUGUAAGUUCAUCUAAGGCUGGAAGUAAACACAAAGGUAAAAGAACAAUUUUGGAUAAAGUUAAAUCCAAGAUUAAAAGCAAAUUGAAAGGUAAGAGUGGCUCUUCUAGUGGUGGAAGCUCAUCAAUAAGUGGAGGUUCACCUAGCGGUGGAAGUUCACCUAAUAGUGAAAAUUCAUCGAGCGGUGUAAAUUCACCUAAAGCUGGAAGUAAACACAAGAGCAAAAGCACAAUUUUAGAUAAAGUUAAAUCCAAAAUUAAAAGUAAAUUGAAAGGUAAGAGUGGCUCCUCUAGUGGUGGAAGCUCAUCAAUAAGCGGAGGUUCACCAAGCGGUGAAAGUUCACCUAGUAGUAGAAAUUCAUCAAGCGGUGUAAGUUCACCUAAGGUUGGAAGUAAACACAAGGGGAAAAGCACAAUUUUAGAUAAAGUUAAAUCAAAUAUUAAAAGCAAAUUAAAAGGUAAGAAUGGUUCUUCUAGUGGUGGAAGUGCACCUAGUGGUGGAAGCUCUCAAAUUAGUGGAGGUUCACCAAGCGGUGCAAGUUCACCUAGUAGUGGAAAUUCAUCUACCGAUACCGAUGCAAGUUCAUCUAAGGCUGGAAGUAAACACAAAGGUAAAAAAACAAUUUUGGAUAAAGUUAAAUCCAAGAUUAAAAGCAAAUUGAAAGGUAAGAGUGACUCUUCUAGUGGUGGAAAUUCACCAAUUAGUGGAAGUUCACAAAGCGGCGAAAGUUCACAUAGUAGUGGAAAUUCAUCUAGCGGUACAAGUUCACCUAAGGGUGGAAGUAAACACAAAGGUAAACGCACAAUUUUGGAUAAAGUUAAAUCAAAGAUUAAAAGUAAAUUGAAAGGUAAGAGUGGCUCUUCUAGUGGUGAAAGCUCAUCAAUAAGUGGAGGUUCACCAAGCGGAGGAAUGUCACCUAGUAGUGGAAAUUCAUCAAGCGGUGUAAGUUCACCUAAGGUUGGAAGUAAACACAAGAGCAAAAGCACAAUUUUAGAUAAAGUUAAAUCUAAAAUUAAAAGCAAAUUGAAAGGUAAGAGUGGCCCCUCUAGUGGUGGAAACUCAUCAAUAAGCGGAGGUUCACCAAGCGGUGGAAAUUCACCUAGUAGUGGAAAUUCAUCAAGCGGUGUAAGUUCACUUAUGAAUGGAAGUAAACACAAGGGUAAAAUCACAAUUUUGGAUAAAGUUAAAUCUAAGAUUAAAAAUAGAUUAAAAGGUAAGAGUGGCUCUUCCAGUGGUGGAAGUGCACCUAGUGGUGAAAUCUCACCAAUUAGUGAAGGUUCACAAAGCGGUGCAAGUUCACCUAGUAGUGGAAAUUCAUCUACCGGUGCAAGUUCAUCUAAGGCUGGAAGUAAACACAAAGGUGAAAAAACAAUUUUGGAUAAAGUUAAAUCCAAGAUUAAAAGCAAAUUGAAAGGUAAGAGUGGCUCUUCUAGUGGUGAAAAUUCACCAAUUAGUGAAAGUUCACAAAGCGGUGAAAGUUCACAUAGUAGUGGAAAUUCAUCUAGUGGUACAAGUUCACCUAAGGAUGGAAGUAAACACAAAGGUAAAAGCACAAUUUUGGAUAAAGUUAAAUCCAAGAUUAAAAAUAAAUUAAACGGUAAGAGUGGCUCCUCUAGUGGCGGAAGUUCACCAAGCGGUGGAAAUUCACCUAGUAGUGGAAAUUCAUCUAGCGGUGCAAGUUCAUCUAAGGCUCGAAGUAAACACAAAGAUAAAAGAACAAUUUUGGAUAAAGUUAAAUCCAAGAUUAGAAGCAAAUUGAAUGGUAUGAGUGGCUCUUCUAGUGGUGGAAGCUCAUCAAUAACUGGAGGUUCACCAAGCGGUGAAACUUCACCUAGUAGUGGAAAUUCAUCAAGCGGUGUAAGUUCGCCUAAGGCUGGAAGUAAACACAAGAGCAAAAUCACAAUUUUAGAUAAAGUUAAAUCCAAGAUUAAAAGCAAAUUGAAAGGUAAGAGUGGUUCUUCUAGUGGUGGAAGCUCAUCAAUAAGUGGAGGUUUACCAAGCCGUGGAAGUUCACCUAAUAGUGAAAAUUCAUCAAGCGGUGUAAGUUCACCUAAGGCUGGAAGUAAAAACAAGAGCAAAAGAACAAUUUUAGAUAAAGUUAAAUCCAAGAUUAAAAGCAAAUUGAAAGGUAAGAGUGGCGCCUCUAGUGGUGGAAGCUCAUCAAUAAGUGGAGGUUCACCAAGCGGUGGAAGUUCAUCUAGUAGUGGCAAUUCAUCAAGCGGUGUAAGUUCACCUAAGGUUGGAAGUAAACACAAGGGAAAAAGCACAAUUUUAGAUAAAGUUAAAUCAAAGAUUAAAAGCAAAUUGAAAGGUAAGAGUGGCUCUUCUAGUGGUGGAAGCUCAUCAAUAAGUGGAGGUUCACCAAGCGGUGAAAGUUCACCUAGUAGUGGAAAUUCAUCAAGUGGUGUAAGUUCACCUAAGGCUGGAAGUAAACACAAGAGAAAAAGCACAAUUUUAGAUAAAGUUAAAUCCAAGAUUAAAAGUAAAUUGAAAGGUAAGAGUGGAUCUUCUAGUGGUGGAAAUUCACCAAUUAGUGAAAGUUCACAAAACGGUGGAAGUUCACAUAGUAGUGGAAAUUCAUCUAGCGGUACAAGUUCACCUAAGGGUGAAAGUAAACACAAAGGUAAAAGCACAAUUUUGGAUAAAGUUAAAUCCAAGAUUAAAAAUAAAUUAAAAGGUAAGAGUGGCUCCUCUAGUGGUGGAAGUUCACCAAGCGGUGGAAGUACACCUAGUAGUGGAAAUUCAUCUAGCGGUGUAAGUUCAUCUAAGGCUGGAAGUAAACACAAAGGUAAAAGAACAAUUUUGGAUAAAGUUAAAUCCAAGAUUAAAAGCAAAUUGAAAGGUAAGAGUGGCUCUUCUAGUGGUGGAAGCUCAUCAAUAAGUGGAGGUUCACCAAGCGGUAGAAGUUCACCUAGUAGUGGAAAUUCAUCAAGCGGUGUAAGUUCACCUAAAGCUGGAAGUAAACACAAGAGCAAAAACACAAUUUUAGAUAAAGUUAAAUCCAAGAUUAAAAGCAAAUUGAAAGAAAAAAGUGGCUCCUCUAGUGGUGGAAGCUCAUCAAUAAGUGGAGGUUCACCAAGCGGUGGAAGUUCAUCAAGCGGUAGAAGUUCACCUAGUAGUGGAAAUUCAUCAAGCGGUGUAAAUUCACCUAAAGCUGAAAGUAAACACAAGAGCAAAAACACAAUUUUAGAUAAAGUUAAAUCCAAAAUUAAAAGCAAAUUGAAAGGAAAAAGUGGCUCCUCUAGUGGUGGAAGCUCAUCAAUAAGUGGAGGUUCACCAAGCGGUGGAAUUUCACCUAGUAGUGGAAAUUCAUCAAGCGGUGUAAGUUCACCUAAGGUUGGAAGUAAACACAAGGGCAAAAGCACAAUUUUAGAUAAAUUAAAGUCAAAGAUUAAAAGCAAAUUGAAAGGUAAGAGUGGCUCUUCUAGUGGUGGAAGUUCACCAAGCGGUGGAAUUUCACCUAGUAGUGGAAAUUCUUCUAGCGGUGCAAGUUCAUCUAAGGAUGGAAGUAAACACAAAGGUAAAAGAACAAUUUUGGAUAAAAUUAAAUCCAAGAUUAAAAGCAAAUUGAAAGGUAAUAGUGGCUCUUCUAGUGGUGGAAGCUCAUCAAUAAGUGGAGGUUCACCAAGCGGUGAAAGUUUACCUAGUAGUGGAAAUUCAUCAAGCGGUGUAAGUUCAUCUAAGGCUGGAAGUAAACACAAGAGCAAAAGCAAAAUUUUAGAUAAAGUUAAAUCCAAGAUUAAAAGUAAAUUGAAAGGUAAGAGUGGCUCUUCUAGUGAUGGAAGUUCACCAAAUAGUGGAAGUAAGAGUAGCUCCUCUAGUGGUGGAAGUGCACCUAGUGGUGGAAGCUCACCAAUUAGUGGAGGUUCACCAAGCGGUGAAAGUUCACAUAGUAGUGGAAAUUCAUCUAGAGGUGCAAGUUCGUCUAAGGCUGGAAGUAAACACAAAGGUAAAACAACAAUUUUGGAUAAAGUUAAAUCGAAGAUUAAAAGGAAAUUGAAAGGGAAAAGUGGCUCUUCUAAUUUAUUUGAUGGUGAAAGUUCAGCGAUGAGUACGAGCUCGCCAAGGAGAGAAAAUUCAUCUAGUGGUGGGACUUCAACUAAAAGUGAAAGUAAACACAUGCGUAAAAGAAAAUUCAGGGUCGAAAGCAAAUCUAAGAUUCAAAAUGAGUUUGGGGAUCAAAAUGGUUCAUCAAUGAGUAAAACCUCAUCAAAAGACGAAACAAGAUCAGAAAGAGAAUCAUCUAUGCGUUCAUUUAGUGGCGAAAAUUCACAUGUAAGUAGAAGUUCAUCAAGCGAAAGAAGUUCAUCAAGCAAAAGAAGUUCAUUUAGAUAUGAAAAUAAACACAAUGGAUAAAAAUAAACAAAUAGUCUAAGAUUAGAAGUAAACUUCGUUGUCAUUGUGAUUUGUCAAUGG
Raphanus sativus (radish) is the source of this 9021-nucleotide messenger RNA. RefSeq lists its product as uncharacterized. The record is from RefSeq and is a predicted model, not a curated record. NCBI's taxonomy places the organism in Eukaryota, Viridiplantae, Streptophyta, Magnoliopsida, Brassicales, Brassicaceae. Gene Ontology annotation, cellular component: monolayer-surrounded lipid storage body; membrane. The transcript is spliced from 12 exons.